Salvia hispanica is the source of this 1510-nucleotide messenger RNA. Its product is annotated as Carbohydrate-binding-like fold. Lineage: Eukaryota; Viridiplantae; Streptophyta; Magnoliopsida; Lamiales; Lamiaceae. Gene Ontology annotation, cellular component: membrane. Gene Ontology annotation, molecular function: starch binding. The record is from RefSeq and is a predicted model, not a curated record.
AUACAAGAAUCAAGGACUGCAGAUCACUCCUCACUCACUGUUUCAACUGAGAGAGAGAGAUGAAGGCCUUGGGAGCCUCGUAUUUCAAGCUCUCUCUGAACAAGCAGAGAGACAAGGAGAGAGUGGCUAUAACCCCACAUGAAUUUGGUUUUCAUGUACCUCAAAAGCGUGUCGUUGAUGGGGUUGUCUUGUUCAGGCCAAACUGUGCUGUCUCCAUCUCUUCUCAGACAAAUAUGGGAAGUGAUUCAAGUGAAGAAGCAAUCCAGACAGUAAGCUCUGACCACCCUAAGACGGUUCGUGUGAGGUUCAAACUGCACAAGCAAUGCGCGUUCGGGCAGCAAUUUCUCGUAGUUGGGGAUGAUCCGAAUCUUGGACUAUGGGACCCUUCUGAAGGGGUGCCCUUGAACUGGUCUGAAGGGCAUGUGUGGGCUGCAGAAGUGGAUGUACCUUGUGGAAAAGUGAUCAGUUAUAAGUUUGUGCUUGAGGAAAUGGCUGGAGCCGUGAUGUGGCAGCCUGGUCCGGAUAGAGUUCUUGAAACAUGGGAUACUGGUAAGACGAUAUCCGUGUCUGAGGAUUGGGACAGCCCCGAUUUCCAGAAUGUCGUUGAAGAGGAACCUGUGGCUGUGGAUGAUCUAAAUCAGCCUUCCUUGAUUGAUGAGAAAGCUGAGGAGGAGGGAGUCGAUGGUAAUGUUCCGAGUUUGUUGAGUUCUGAAGAUUUAGGCCGAGAAGUUGUGGAGGAAGGGGAUGAUGUGAUGAGGGAAGAACUUGAUGGUGAUGAGCAUAUGAGUGAUUAUUCGGACGAGCCUGUCAUGCUCUUGGUUGCUGAAAAUAUCACAGAGGAAAAAAAUUCAAGUGCGAGUGAUGGCCUAAUGAGUGUAGCUGGUAAGGAAGAGGAGGAGACGAGGGCAUUGGGGGAUCAUGGUAAGGUGGCGAUGAGUGGAAGUGAUUCGUCUAGUUUGAAAAAUGAGACGAGGGUAGUCAAGGAUGACGAGGUUCCUGUCCUUGUACCGGGCUUAGCUACAUUGCCAGCAGCAGAGGAGGCUGAAGCAGAAGAGGCAGAGGCAGAGACGGAGGCGAGCAGCACUGAUAGAAGCACAACAGAUCUGUCUGAUGAAAUUGAGGAUUCAAUUGAUUCUAACCAGAAAAACAGCAAAACAUUUGAAGAUGCUCCUGCUGAAUCUGAUGGAAUCGAGGAUUCGGCUGAUCUAAACCCGAGAAACGACAGUGUUGUUGAGGACACUACUACGGCUGCUGCAGCCAUCGAGCCAGAGAUACGCGUCUCAACAGAGAAGCCGGGGCGGCUCAACAGAGAAAAGCAGAUAUUGGACAAUGAUGUGCAAUGGGGAAGAAGAGCUCUUCAUAAAUUUCUUGCUAAUCUUGGAUUCAUGCAGCAUAGUUAAGGUUGUGUAGCUAGCAUACUUUUGUUGAUGUAUUGAUAUGAAUAAACUUAAAAAGUGUUACCACUUUUGUCUUUGUUUUAUGGGGUUUAGAUAUGUGAUAAUGUUGUGUA